CCUCUCUGCGAGUGAACUCGUGCGCUCGGCGGCUGAUAGCACAGGCACCUCUGGCUGAAACAUUAUAGGCGCAUUGUAGUGGAUGGAGAACGUGGUGUGGAGCUGAAUGACAGCCACCGCGCUCAACAAAUGGCCUGCUUCGUAGAGGCAGGACUGUCGGAGAGUGUCGCCUCACUCCGGUGCUCUGGCUGACACAUACAUUCACACACACCAACUUUGUCUCUGUUUAAUGGACGCGCUUCGAGGAGUAGCAGCAGCAACAGCAGCGACAGGAGGCUUGUGUUACUUUGGUCUUUAUCUGUAGCAGCUACCAAACAGAAAACAAACAAACCCGCCCCUGUGUGUGAGCCCCCUCCUGGGCGCACGUCCCCCCUCUGGGCUCGCCUGGCUGCCUGCUCCUACUCGCCCUCUGCACGGUCCCAUUCAGACCAGCAUGGUCAUGGCUGACAGUGUCCAGAAACCGUUGAUCCGGGGUCCGGUCCGAGUGGGCUUCUACGACAUCGAGCGCACUUUGGGAAAGGGCAAUUUUGCAGUGGUGAAGCUGGCCCGACACCGCAUUACCAAGACCGAGGUGGCCAUUAAAAUCAUUGAUAAGACCCAACUGGAUGCCGUCAACCUGGAGAAGAUCUACAGGGAAGUUCAGAUCAUGAAGAUGCUGGACCAUCCUCACAUCAUCAAGCUGUAUCAAGUGAUGGAGACGAAGAACAUGCUGUACUUAGUCACGGAAUAUGCCAAGAAUGGGGAGAUUUUUGACUACCUGGCCAAGCACGGCCGCCUCAGUGAGCUGGAGGCCAGGAGGAAGUUCUGGCAGAUCCUGUCGGCAGUGGAGUAUUGUCACAAUCGCAACAUCGUCCACAGGGACCUGAAGGCCGAGAAUCUGCUGCUGGAUGGACACAUGAACAUCAAGAUUGCAGAUUUUGGAUUCGGGAACUUCUUCCAGCCGGGGGAACCUCUGGCCACAUGGUGCGGCAGCCCACCUUAUGCUGCACCAGAGGUGUUUGAGGGACAGCAGUAUGAGGGCCCCCAGCUGGACAUCUGGAGCAUGGGGGUGGUGCUGUACGUGUUGGUGUGUGGUGCGCUGCCCUUCGACGGGCCCACUCUGCCUGUGCUCAGACAGAGAGUCCUGGAAGGAAGGUUUCGUAUCCCCUACUUCAUGACUGAGGACUGUGAGCACCUGAUCCGCAGGAUGCUGGUCCUGGAUCCAUCAAAGCGCUUGACCGUGGCCCAGAUUAAAGAGCACAAGUGGAUGGCUCUGGACAUUCCAGUCCAGAGACCUGUCCUCUACCAACAGCCACUGUCUGCUGAGGGAGGGGCCUGUCUGGGCGAGUACAGCGAGCAGGUCCUUCGCCUGAUGCACAGCCUGGGCAUCGACCAGCACAAAACUAUAGAGUCCCUGCAGAACAAAAGCUACAAUCACUUUGCUGCUAUCUACUACCUGCUGGUGGAGCGUCUGAAGGCCCAUCGCUGCAGCUUUCCUGUCGACCAGAGGCUCGACGCCCGCCAGCGACGGCCAAGCACCAUCGCUGAGCAGACUGUCGUCAAGUCGACGAGCGGUUCCGCCCAGGUGGGUUUGCUCCCACAGGGAGUUCGUCUGCUGCGCUCCCCUGCUGUGCCCCAAACCUCCUCUGAUGCCUUCGCCUUCUCCCAAACUGCUGUUUCCUCCCUGGAGCAGAACUUUAUGGCCGAAGACAUCAGCACGCCCAAAGUGAAUGGCUGCAUGCUGGACCCCCUGCCUCCCACCACUGUCCUCCGCAAGUCCUCCACCUCGUCGCCUAGCAACAUGAUGGAGACUUCGAUUGAUGAGGGCAUCGAGACUGAGGAGCCAGACACAGAGGAUGAUCCAUCUCACUUGCUCUCAGCCUAUCAGACAGCUCGGUUUGGCCAGCGGCGACACACCCUCUCUGAAGUCACCAAUCAGCCAAACCAGGGUAAAUUAUUCACACUUGGCCAAAACCCGUCCAUGGGGAGUGUGGACUCCGACAUUGGCUACGACAUGGGUUCAAUGCACAGUGACAUUGGUUUGCUGGAGGACCCUCCCUCUCACACGGACCUGGUACCGGCCAACACCUCUACCCCUGGCAUCACUCCUACACCUUUCUUAAACACGCGGCCCGCCAACCCGACAAUGGCCGCUCUGACGUCCCAUCACAGGGAGACGCACAACCGCUCCCCCAUCAGCUUCAGAGAAGGACGCCGGGCCUCAGACACCUCCCUCACCCAAGGUCUGGUCGCAUUCCGACAGCAUCUCCAGAACCUGGCAAGGACCAAAGGCAUCAUGGAGCUGAACAAAGUACAGAUGCUGGUGGAGCAGAUGGGCUCCGGGGAAGGGGCAGUCAUGGGCCCACUGGGACCACAGCAUCACUUGCACAACCUCCUGGAGGGCGAGGCUGCCAAGCAGCAGGAGGCUCAUGCUUUAUACCAGGGGGCGCCGCAGCCUCCUCUCCUGUCCCGCAGACAGAGUCUGGAGACGCAGUACCUCACUCACAGACUACAGGCUAACGUCCUGGUCAACAGUCCUGCCAGCUGUCAGCUCUUCUGUAAGGAGACGCCACGGAGUUUAGAGCAGCAGCUGCAGGAACACAGACUGAACCAGAAGAGGAUGUAUCUGCAGCAGUCACAGGGCCUGGGCUUGCAGACCUACUUUAACCAGAUGCAGAUAGCUGAAGGAUCGUACCUCGCUGGCAGCACCCCCCUCGACCAGGCCGCUUCUCAGAGCCCUCCUCAGGCCCCAGUGAUGCCAGCCCCCCUUCAACCUCAGCCCCAGCAGCAGGACGGCCCUCAGGUGCCACCGCCGUUCAGUCACCCCCUUACUUUAAGCACCUUAAUGGAACCUUGUGAGGGUCUGGUUUACGACCCGUACAUGAGCCACCAUCACUACACCCAGCAGUUACCCCCGGGUCCUCACAUCCACCACCAGCUCCAGCACCCCCAAAAUCAUGAACCUUCUCCCAGCGGCCUGGGCUUCAGCUACACCGCAGGUUGCGACCAGCAGACGCUCGACCCUUCCACCAUGGCUCCUCACCCAGAGCAGUACGAGUUUCCGGUGGACCCCAAUUCACUGGUGCCCUCUGCAGGGGAACCUGAGGCCGCGGCCAGGGCAGGAGGGCUGUUACCCAGUCCUGGGCAGACAGAUGGCCUGAACCUGCCAGAGCUGCAGAGCUCCCUGCUGGAUAGUGAGAUGAUGGAGACGGUGGACUCCCAGCAUGGCUUUGUAUUGGUUAAUUAAGCUGGGGGUCGGAGGUCGUGAUAAGAAGCGGUAUUAAGCAAUGUGAACCUACUGAGCAUUUAAAGCUGAGAGAACGGAGAUUUAAGGGGGUGGAGGCUUAGCAACAGGGAUGGAGAAGGGUAAACAUUUGUAUAUUGAAUACAAAUAAAAUUGUAGUUGUGAUGAAUUCAAACAACAUUUCUACCAUAACCCUCCCUCAGCCUACCUCCCUUUCUCCUUCUCCUGUUCUGGCUCUCGUCAGCUGUGUGACGCAGGAGCAGGUCCGAAAUGUGGCACGGCACGAGGAAGUUUGUUCGCUCGUCCUUCUUGGUAACGCCAUCUCUGCCGUCGCUGCUGCUGUUGUCACGGACGUGACGCCACCUCUAAGGACUGAGCCUUUCGGUUCGUAGAGGGCACUGCUGCACCUCUGGAAAGCUGCGGUUGUGCAGCUUUUCACCAACGAACAUUUUCAACAUGAAUUGAAUCAAAGGUUGACUCUCUGGCAACCGUAAGCACACUGUCUGACAGUGUUUGUUUUUUGUCUUUUUGGUAUUCCUGGUGGAACACCGCGUACACACAGUGAACAGACUCUGGUGUUGUUUCUUUAAUGAGAUUUCAAACUGAAAAAACAAACACGAGCCCUCAUUUAUCACGGUGCCAUGUAGGUCACUACUCACCAAGCUUUUGAAAGUGGACUCUCAACAGCCGACAAUAUGAACAUGUUUCAACACUAAUAACACAGUAUUCCUCAACGAAACAUGACCCUGCAGAGGGGGGCGACAGGUCAGCACUCACAUUGUAACAGAGAUCAACCUUUGUCCAGUCUUUUCGGACACAGACUCUGAGACACACCGUGCACGUUAGCUAGAUGUUUGUUUUUUUUUCUUGUAACUACUGAUUAUCAUAUUCUAUUAUUUCUUACACUACUGAACGGCUCCAUCUUCCCAUCCUCAGCUUUAACUGCACUCUGAGGGAUAAACUACCCGGUUCUAAGCGGUUCCAACGUUGAAUUGCAUCAUGGCACCCGCCUGAUAAAUGAGGGCUGAUGUUAUUAUUAUUAUAAUUAACACUUGUUGGGUUUAGAAGUUGCCGUGUUUGACAGUCAAUAUUCUACUUUUUGUGGCAAUACUGAAGCAAUAUGAAUCCUUACUGUGGGAGGAUCAUGAAUGAGAGCCUCACCUGUGCAGACAGAUUUGUUAUUUUCAUCAGCUGCGACAUCACUGGAGCUGAUGACAUCACCAGGAGAUAAUCUCCUCAUGUUUCCUGGAAGUGCAGGGAGAUGCCUGAAGACUGUGUGAAUGUGUGCGUGUGUGUGUGUGUGUGUGAUUGUACAGUGUGUAUGAAUGUUACAGAGUGAUAAAGAUUGUUUUUGCACACAUUUUCUCUUCAUCCGUCACUUUUUUUUGUCAUCAUUACUGAAACGCUGUAUCAAUGCCUCCAAACACAAAUGGCGAGGGCUGGACUAUUUGUUUCACCCGCAGAGUUUAACUGGAGCUUCUGGAUUAAAUUCUCUGUUCCAGUCAGGCUUCUGUAUCCUUUUAAAUUACAGAUUAUGUUUUAAUUCCAACGAAACAAACCCACCGAGACUUGGAUUUUUAAGAAUGUUUCUCUCUGAUGUUCAGAGGCUGCUGUCACACGUGACUGACAUCAUCAGUCACGUGACAGCAGACUCUAGUAAGCAACAACAGGAGUAUUUGUGGCACUUUGAGUAAAUUCUUACUUUAUUGGAAAGGCAGAGUAGUGAACAUAAAGUACAAGUGAGUUUUGAGGAAGUCUCGUCAACAGCAGCAAAUGAUGGUUAGGAAAAAAAAAUGGACCAAGUGUGAACUGUUGAAGUUCUGUUCAAGACUGUGAGGAGAAAUCCACUCUAACAUGCUCUCAACAUGAAAUUAAUUGCUCAAUCACAUUUCUGAAGUAUUUUUAAAGCAUGUGAUAAUUUCACAGGGCCCCAAAUAAGUUGUUUUGUUUUUUUAGUUUUAUCCAGGAUACAGGUUGAAUUAUUUUCACAUAAUCUUUCAAAUAAUAAUUUCCAUUUUUGUAUAAUUGGCAGUAAGAUAAUCCUGGUUUUUACACUGCAAAAGGGAAUUGUGAUGAUGCUAAAAUAUCCCCAAAAAAAUACAUGUAAUGAAAUAUAAUGAUCUGCUAGUUUUAAUUGUAAUUUACCUUUUUAGUGUGAAUAAUGGGCCUGUUUAGUUGAAAACACCAGUAAUUUACUUGCAGAAAUUGAAAAAAAGCUUUUGUUAAGAGUAGACUUACCUGAAAUAAUAGUUUUAAAUUCCUUAUCAACUUACACCAGGAGCAGAUUCUGUCACAUUUCAUCCUCAUGUUUUUUCCCCUAGGCUUUCAGGAGAAUAACUUAAUAAAUAUGUUCCAUUCCAAUAAUAACUGAAGCCUGUUGUUGCUAUUCCGUUUGACACGACAGGAUGAGAUUUGUGAAGUUCCUCCACCACAGGCUGGUAAAUCCUUUAAAAUGAAAACAACUAGAAUGUGGAUUAUCACAAGGUUCAGACAGAACUCUCUGACGUCAGAGGAAAAGCUCUGUAACCUCUGAUAUUUAUUAGUCACAGAUACUAAUAACUACUGUGAGCUGAGCCUCUUACAUAACAGACCCUGUGACUGUUUUUUUAUUUUUACCCAGAAACUUACAAACUGGGCUGAGUUUGUAUCCUGCUGUUUAAUACAUAUUAGUGAGAGGGAAAUGGUCACGGACCGUUUUUGGUCCAAUUAGUAAAUAAUGAUUUAGGCAGAGAGGUGGAAAUGUGUAAAGACCUCGACCGUGUUGAGAGGAUUAAAGAGUGGAUGUCGCCUUUAAAGUCAGUAUUUAUGCCGAUAGUUUUCUUUAAUGUUGUCACUGAAGAGGCAGCAGCAGCUGCCGGGUGACGGCUGGAAGCUGAAAUACUGGAGCACUUUGAUGAAGGAGGGGAAGAGGAGAUGUAGUGGGAGAAGAGGAGGAGGAGGAGGAGGAGGAGGAAGAAAAAAAGUUUUGUUGCUCUGUUGUUUCCUGGCAGAAGAAAUCAACCACAGUCUGUAGGAAACACUUUUCUCACCCCCCUCUCCUUCUUCUUCCCCUCUCUCCCUUUCCCACCAGUAAUGGACACAAAAGAAAUCUUUCAAAUAAAGACCAGACACAGAAACACUUCAUCUGAUUUGUUGAUUUCAGUCUAAGGUGUGUGUCUCUGAUGAGAGUGUUCUUUGUACAGACUCUUGACGUGGUUCAUCUCCAGUGUUCGGUCACGCACCACUGGAUUGAAUUGUUCUUUUUUGUUGUUGUUGUUGUUUUGUUUUGUUUUUUCAAUCUGCGUGUUCUGCCUUUUCCUUUCUGUAUUUUUAGAUUUGAAUGGCACCGCGACUCGUGUUUGGACUUUUCUGCAUUUGUUCUGUUCUCCUGAAGUAAGUCCAAACUGUUUUUCACUAAGGUACAAAAACCAAAGUCACUCUGAAGUUUUCCAUGUUUUUCGACUCAACCAUGUGAAGUUUUGAAGCUUCUCUCCCAGCUUCUACUUCUACUGUGCUCUUUCCUCCUGGCUCAGUCGUUGUAUGCCAUUGAAAAGUAUUAUAGCAAUAUUAUCUGUAGUUGAAGACCUACAGGUCAUGAAGAAUUUAGCAGACGUGUGUCUGAGUAGAAUAAACUUCGCCUCCUGCUGAUGAAACAAACAUCUAUGAAAACAAUGGAAAAUACAGUUUUAUAUUGACCUUCAUUGAUGUGACCACACAUAAGCUAACUUACUGUUGAGAUUAAAAAGGUUUAUUGAACAGAACAUCA
This is a messenger RNA of Cynoglossus semilaevis (tongue sole), 6968 nucleotides long. It is a transcript of the gene sik2b, whose product is annotated as salt-inducible kinase 2b. Lineage: Eukaryota; Metazoa; Chordata; Actinopteri; Pleuronectiformes; Cynoglossidae. Gene Ontology annotation, molecular function: tau-protein kinase activity; ATP binding. Bases 434 to 3226 code for a protein of 930 amino acids. The transcript has 15 exons. Gene Ontology annotation, biological process: protein phosphorylation; microtubule cytoskeleton organization; intracellular signal transduction. The record is from RefSeq and is a predicted model, not a curated record. Gene Ontology annotation, cellular component: cytoplasm.